ACGAAAAAGAGAAUGACGCAUAGAUAUGAACAUGGGUGGAGAAAAACGAGCCUCCAAAGAUAUUGUCUGCCUAAACCGACGGUAAGAUAGUAGGGGCAAAGUCGUCAGCACAGUCCAUGUGUGUGGAUGGCAAAACAACCCGAAAGAACAACGGUAACGGCACAAGUACGACAAUGGACCUAGGAAUAGACUUCACAGGUAUAAUGUUUUUUUUUUUUUUUUUAAAGUUUUGUUAAUGUUAACUGUUGAUAGAACAUACUUUGGCAUUGACAGUAAAGUAAACCUCGUAGCAAUCUGUUGAGAAAUGAGAAGGUUACGACUUAAUUUCAAGACCAAUGCAUUGCCGUUGAUGCGAAAGUCGCCCCUGUCAACAUGGCCGCUUCAUAGACACUUCGGUUAGCCGGACCUGUCUACGUUCCCCGGGAGCCUUGAAUGUGCGCCUCAGAGCAACAGGAACAUGGACUCCACCAGCCCUGGGAGUGACUUCGUAUCUCCAGAGUCAACGGUGACUACGCUGCUGUCAAGCUCUGGACACUUUAGGACCAGGCUGGUGACACCAGAGUUCAACUCAACCUUCAGAUACAGAGAGAAGGAAUAUGACUCCGCCUCGGCAGCUCUGGAUGCCUACAUCGCAGACUUUGACAGAUGUCUACACACGGAGUCAUCAGGAACGCUGGGUCUGGCUCUGCCACCAAAUCCAUUGUCCACCCCGAGAAGACCUAGAAUGAGCACACCAAGAAACAAAGCUGCUCUCAGGGAACGUUUAACUGACAGGGAGGUGGAUUUCCUGACCCUCCCCGUCAGUUCCCUCCGUCACCGCGACAACCACGACAGACUUUCGAUGACGACCGACGAACUGCUGUCCAUCCCCCGUGAUGGUUCCAUGCCUGUCACCCACACAACUGCCUUCAUCCGAGGUUGCCCGUCUCAGUCUGCAGCCUCUCAGGCCCGUGUUUCCUCCGAGCCAGGGUACCGAGCAAGGGAUAACAUAUCCCACUCGCAUUUAAGCAGGAAGUGCAGCAGCUCAAGGUGCAAUCGAGAACCCGAGGUUUCCACUUUGAAACAAGAUGUCCCCUUUGUCAGAUGCUUAACAUGUGCGCACAGAGCAGCGAGGUCAGAGCAGGUAUUGCGGUCUCCGUCGCCCCGCUUACCGCGCAGGCUCCGUGGGAACGAGGCGGACGUAGGCCGCACCGGAACCGGUAAUGUGCCUGCCUGGAUCCGAGACCGUGAGCCACUACCCCCGUCUGAGGUCUACGUUUGUGACAAGCUUGGUGUUGUUCCAUCAGAAGGACCAAGAACCAGAGCACCAUCUUGGUUAGGAGACACAAAGGACGAUGCUGCCAUGACACCUAAUCAGGGUGACACCCAGCAGACUCUGAGAGAUCUGAGGCUCCAGUUAGCUGAACAGAUCUCUUUGAUUGCCUCAGACAGAGAAAGCUCCCACUUCUCGGAAUUUCUUUGGAAAGACAACCGGCUAGAGUCACUGAUCCAAAAAGCGGAUCAAGUGCUGAACUCGCUCUCUCAGAGUUUUGGAGGAGCAGACAGUCUUGCAGGUUCAGUUCGCAGUGAUUCCGUGAAUCCAGUGAACGGUGAAGAAAUGCAGCUCAGUUCGAUUUCGCAGGGUCCCCUGCUCCCAAUAGACUUGACGGGAGCGGCACAGGGCAUCACUGAGGCGCUGUCGGAGCAAACCACCCAGGAUCGCAGUCACGACGGGAGCGGCAUCUGGAAACAGCCCGGUCCGUUGGAGGCUCUGAAACAAAUGAUGUUUCGAAUGCAGGCGGUGGAGGCGGAGCUUCACCGACAACACAAACCACCGAUUGUUCCAACUGGCAAUAAGGAAACUCAUAGGAGGCCUGAAAGUGAAGCAGAACAGAGUUUAUCUGGUGCACCAUCACUGCAAAGUUUCCACCCUCAGGGCUCUGCAUCACCUCAGUCGCCUGAAGCUGCUGUUGGAGGAACCGAGAGAAAAGCAUGACGAGCGGGACAAGGAUAUAGAUGAAGGACGCUACUCGUCUUUGUCUGCCGACAGACUCACCGGUUCGCAGCAGUAUUGCCAUUAAAGAUGGAAACCCUGUCAGAUGGCUAUUUUUCGAGUCAGGGUCAGCUGGAGCUUCUCAAUGUUGUUUCAUAGUUUGACUUCAUUUUAGUUAUGUCGAGCAAGCCCGAGGAGCAGAUGGAUGAAAGGUUUUUUGUUUCGGGUGAAAGUGCGAUACAGCACAUCCAACGAUACCCAUCGAUGCAGAAGUACAACAUAUCGAAUGGGGAUUGAAGGCCAAUAGUUUUGGGCAAAAAAAAUGGAAUAUUAGUCAAUUGUACACCGGAGUGAAUUAUUGCAAUAGAAAUGGGAAUAGGGAAAUGUUUGUUCACCAGAGACGGAACUUUGUAAAAUCCUUUUGUACGUAGGUUAAAAUGCAUAAAAUCGCAUUUUUACAGCCCACUAUUUAACCUUCAUUUUUUGAUCCAGGUAAGGAAGUUGAGAAGAAUGCUGACCUUGCUGCAGAGUCAAGCAAAACUUAAAGCUGUUUGAUUAAAUGCCACAAAGCUCUACUAGCAGCUCUUUAAGAGCCCCGUCGGCGCUAACCCAGAAUGCGUUAAAUCAAUUCUCAAACCAAGUGAGCCAAGUGUCGAUAGCGUUCAAACUGGUUUCAAUAUGUUCAAGUGUACAGCUUGUAUUCUUGAUUUCUGCGUUCAUACCUUAAUUAUCUGGAAAAACAGCAACACAUCACAGUGCCAUCAACUUCAGUUACGGUUUGCAUACGGCCAUCGUCAACAAAAAUACAGUAUACUCAUUUCGAACGCUUAGCGGUCGAUUUGAUCAGUUUCUUUUCCGUAGUGGAAGAGUGAGGCUUUUCUUGGCAGUAUUCGUAGAGUUCAUUUGAAUUGCUCGCGUUGCCAGGGCUAUCGAGGAUUUUGAAAUUUGAGCCUGCACUUUGCAUCCAUGCCCAUAACACACAGUUGAUCGCAAAGCUAUCGAGGCUGCGUUUCUCGCAGCACUUUUUUCAACACGGAUGCUAACAGCACAAGUAUUGAGGCCAUACUACAUUCGAUUCAAAUGUACCGUGACCUUCGUGAAUGUCGUUGAGCGGCUGAGCCAGAGCCCGGACUUGAAUCCGUUGGAACAUCUCUGGAAAGACCUAAACGCGGCUGUCCACCGACGCGGCCCAUCCGACCUGACUGACCUUAAGAAGAUCGGCCGAGAAGAGUGAGAGAAAAUGUCCCAAAACAGCUGAGCCAAGCUUGUAGAGACGCACCCGAGAAGACUUGUGGUUGCUGCCAAUGGCGCUUCAACAAAAUAUUAAGCCACUGGUGUGAUUACUUAUGUGCCUAUGAUGUUUCAAUGUUUACAUUUGCAUAACUGUCUGAAAAUAGGUUUUUACUUAGUCGUGACAGGAUAUUUUAUGGAGAAGUAAACUACUCAAAUCAGCUUUAGAAUAAGUCCGUCACAUAGCAAAGUGCGGAAAAGGUGAAGGGGUGUGAAUACUUUCUGGUGGCACUGUAGAUCCAUCCAUCCAUCCAUCCAAUCUUAUUACACACACACAAAGUCCGAAAACAUGCCUGGGGUGUGCAACCAUCUUGACUGUAAUUGUUGAAUUGUUUAGCAGUCGAAUAAAUGACACUUUCACGUGGGUAUUUUGUUUUCCACUUCA
This is a messenger RNA of Phyllopteryx taeniolatus (common seadragon), 3647 nucleotides long. RefSeq names its product chromosome 15 C18orf54 homolog (gene c15h18orf54). The transcript has 15 exons. The record is from RefSeq and is a predicted model, not a curated record. The coding region runs from base 458 to 1975 and encodes 505 amino acids. NCBI's taxonomy places the organism in Eukaryota, Metazoa, Chordata, Actinopteri, Syngnathiformes, Syngnathidae.